Salarias fasciatus (jewelled blenny) is the source of this 1998-nucleotide messenger RNA. Its product is annotated as coiled-coil domain-containing protein R3HCC1L-like. The record is from RefSeq and is a predicted model, not a curated record. The transcript is spliced from 7 exons. Bases 67 to 1086 code for a protein of 339 amino acids. NCBI's taxonomy places the organism in Eukaryota, Metazoa, Chordata, Actinopteri, Blenniiformes, Blenniidae.
UGUUGUUAAACAAACGGAACACGGGUGAGCCGAAAGAACGGAAUGUUUUGUUGAAAUCUCCUGACCAUGGAGGUACCAUCCCCAGUGGAGGGCUGUGCUGAAGCCCAGGCAGCACCCACACCCACAAAGCAGACCAAGAAGCCAAAUCAAGCCCUGUAUGUCCCCAAGCAACGUCUUCCUGCAUCCAAAGACAAAACUCAGACUCAGGGAGAAGGCAAACCUAGACCCAGACCUCGGUACACAGACAAGGCUCGAAAAAAUGCAAAAAACAGGAAGGACAAGGCAGGAGGAGCAGAUAAGGCAGCACUUGCUGGAGGAGAUGGAGGAGAGCUACCAAACGACGUCGACAAGCCUGAGGCGAAGGAGGAGCGGUUACAAGAUGCGGAGGCGGGGGUUAACGGGUCCGUUUCAACUCAUGUAGAGGUGGAGGCUCAACUGGAAACGAUGUCUCUUGAGGAAGAAAAGGAGGAAGAGGAGAGCUGGGACACCUUGUUCAACGAUGAUGGAGACUGUUUGGAUCCACAUCUUCUUGAAGAGCUCGCUGUUAGGGAAGGUAAAAAGAAAGCGUCAAUCCAGGAGCCCAGAUUCGAUUACUACAACAUGGACGGAGACGACGACGAUGACAUUGACCUCAGGGAGGAUGAACUCGCUCACAUUGUGGAGAUCUACGACUUCCCUACAGACUUCAAGACAGAAGACCUCCUCAAGUUAUUUCAGUGCUACCAGAAGAGAGACUUUGAUAUUAAGUGGGUCGACGACACACACGCCCUGGGACUGUUCUCUAGUCCUGUAGCAGCCCGUGAAGCUCUACGAUCCAAACAUCCUCUGAUGAAGCUGCGUCCGCUCUCCAAAUCCUCCUCGGCCACCAAAGCAAAAGCCCGGAGCUGCUCAGAUUACCUCCUGCCUGCCAAAGAGAGACCUCAGACGAGUGCGGCGCUGGCUCGGAAGCUGGUGAUCGGUGCCCUCGGUGUAAAAAGUAACCUGACGAAGGAGCAGCGCGAAGCAGAGAGGAAGAAACUGCAGGAGGCCAGAGAACAGAAGCGUUUGGCAGCCAAACAGAGGGAAGAUGCUUGGGAGGGGAAGUGACUGGGAAUUGGUGUUUGUUUCUUUUUUCUUGUUUCCUCAUUCAGCAGAAGCUUAAAACUUCUGUUUCUCCAGUUUUUUUUGUUUUUUUUUUUUAACCGGCCACUCCUUCCUACCACCACACUUCCCAGAAAUGGAUUCCCACCAUCUUUUUUUUCCCUCCUGCAACAGUCCUUCGCUGCAGCCGGACCUCUCGUCCUUCGCCCUCCGAUAGAGCGAGUGUUACAUCAGUUGAAUGCGUCACGCUGUCGUCCUCUCACCUUUUGUGUUUUUAAAAGGACCCUGCCUGCCCCGGGCUGCAGGUUUUAUUCUGAUCUAUUGUAGAACACUGAACCCAGUUUAAAGAGUGAAUCAAGACGGUAUGCCCUGUAUAUAAAUCCAAAACCUCGUCUCCAUUAGCUCAUGAAUUUUAGAAAGUGUUCGAUGAAAAGGUGUUUUUUUUUUAAAGUGAUUGUUAAAAUUCAGUAAAAUCAUGCAGAACUUCCAAUAUAUUUAAGAUACACCUGGAAUCUUUAAAUUCUCAUUUAUGUAUCAUGACAGCAGAAGCCAGUGAGGACCGAUAAUGCUCGUUUUCACAGUUUUAUUAAAGCUGGUAAUCAUUGACAUAACAUUUGAAAAUACUGACCCACUAUUUAAUUUAUUCGACCAUCUUCUGUCUAAAACUGUUUUCAGGAGAUUUUUGUUAUAACGGCCCUCAGCAUAUGUAAUUUGACCCCAGCCUCACUGUAUCGCCUGCUGUUUGUGUGCGCGGGGGCCUGUGAAGAAACACCCGGUGAGCCGGCAUGAGUUUUCAAAGCGUUGUGAUGUGUUUUAAUGUGGGUCUGUCGUGGUUUGAACUUCGAUUAUGAAAUAAAUCCGAGCUUGUUUGUGUCACAUAAUUGACUGACCAGUGGAGGAAAUAAAUAUUUGAUACAC